AGCCCACCCGUCAGCGAGAAAAGUGAUGAUGCUUGUACAGAUAUGGAUGCGACCAUGGGUAGGGUACCUCUGUAAAUCCUCAGCCCACUUCCUCACGAAUUCAACUCUUACUUCUGCGCCAGCGAUUAGGCUUUAUAACAACACAAUGGCUGAUGCACCCCCUUCCCUCCCGGGCCCCAUGCCCUCGUCCUUUGACGGCGACCAGUAUGCUUCAAUUCCAGCUUGCUAUACCGUACAGUCCCCGCUCAUGCGAUAGUCCAGGGAACUUCAGAAUGAAAGACCAAUGCAAAAGGUCCUCCGCAAGAUCAAGGAGGAGCCAUUGAUCCCCCUCGGAAUGGGCCUGACCACUCUCGCCUUUAUCAAUGCCUACCGAGCUCUCCGCCGUGGCGAUUCAAAACAGGCGAACCGCAUGUUCCGAGCCCGAGUUGCAGCCCAGGGAUUUACCGUAUUCGCCAUGCUGGCCGGCAGCAUGUAUUACCAGAAAGACCGCGAGAAGAGCAAGGAGCUCCGCCAGCUCCAGGAGCAGAAGGAUGCUGAAGAGAAGCGACAAAAGUGGAUUCGUGAGCUCGAGGCUCGAGAUGAGGAGGAAAAGGCCAUGCGUGCGAGACUCGAGAAAAAGAGGCAGCAGGUCCAGGCCCAGCGGGCCGAGGAGGCCAGGGCAACUGCAGAAUUGCAACCCGAAGGCAACGAAGCUUCCAGUAAUGGAGGUAUUCUAAGCCGCAUUGGUUUAUGGCCACAGGGCAGCAAAGAAGAGAAGAAGGAUGAUGACAAAACUGCCGCACAAGCUGUCGAGGACGACGCCAGCGCAAAGAAGAAGAAGAAUCCCAAAAGUUCUCUGGGCGAUCUCGGCGAAAUUAUCUCAAAGAGGAACGACUGAGAACAAAGAAUGUACAUUAGGAGCAAUUGGUCAUGAUGGAGGUCUGUAUAAAAGUUUCGCAUGCCGAUUUAUGGCAGAAGGACAUUGUGUACGAUAGACAACGGGCGGUACCUUCGAGUACAGCGUGGCUCUACUCCCAAGCUAGGCAAAUGUUAAUGAUUGUUUAUGUUUGUUGAGUUUGAAGAUUGUGAAGUUUCAAGACAGGCAGUUGCUAAACCGAUGUGCUAUCCAGGCCCUAAGAACAUAUAUUGUCUGGUAAUGCUCAAUUUCCUAGGAGUUGCUUCAUGUCAUAGACCCUCCACUUCGGUUUCCUCCAAUUAACCCCGCCAUCUCAAGCAACGCCCGGUCAGCCUCGAUAUCGCCAUUUCCAAGAUUGAUCUUGCGGCGAGCUUCAGCUUCUCGUUCCUCCCAAGCCCAUUUCUCGGCUUGGGCUUGGGCUUCUUUAUCACCGCCACAGCCCCAAACUUCGAGACUCUCAAUCUGGAAUCGGUCCUGGAAAUCAUGCUUUCUCACCACACUCGAGUGAAAUGCACCUCCUCGAGAUGUAAAAUCGUGGUUGAAGACUGCAAACUCGAACGAGUCGUCAAGUAAUAAUGAUACAGGGCCUAGGCGUAACAUGUCGGCCUUUCUGUGAGCUUGAGAUGGGUGUGGAUGAGGGCAACCGAAUGACAUCAUGGGAUGGUGCGCUGGUGCUUUUGUGAAAGUGACAUAGUCCUUGUUAAUAGUUGAUGCCGGGAAGACAUCGUGAAUUGGUUCAAGUUGAAAUAGUGUUGUUUCUGAAUCGCCGAAGCAUUCCCGGUGGGUGUGUUUCCAGGGUUCACGAACGUAGACACCAAAAGUGAGCCGAUCCGAUUUGCUACCGUGAGGGAACCGCUUCGGAGGCAAGGAUGCCGCGAAACUGCUUUCUUGACCACCCUCCGGCUCAUCUCCCAGACGUGUUCCACUCACCAGGAGCAGUGUUGGGGCUUGCCAGUUGAAAACCUUCGUCUGGAAACUUCCCAUGGAGAAGCCGGCAUCAUUGCCUGAGUAAAGGAGUCUCACUCGCCGGAAGAGAUCUGUCCCAGGAAGGAAAAAUGAGAUCUGGGACAAUGUGUUCUGAUUUAGUAUGUCGCCGGUGUCGGUCAAUAGAGGUUGUGCUACUUUUUGAGAUGAAGUAGUAGCUGGGGUAUCAUUUUGAUGUUUGGAGAAAUCUAGAUUUUGCGAGAAAAGAAAGCGCUCAAAAAGACCAUUGAAUCCACGAAAGAGAUUAGGGCAAAUCACAGGUAUGAUUGUUCUGAAGUGGUUGUACUUGAUGCCAGUUGAGGUUUCGGCAUUAACGAAGGAGGCAAGAAUGCUUUCAGCGGCGCUACGGAGGCCUUCGAGUUCUUGCCCAACAACACGGCUUGAAUACAUCGAGAGGCUUUCUUGAGGAUCAAGCGGAGCGGCAAGGAGAAGCAGCAUGACAAGUUUUCGGAAAUUGUCAGUUGGGAUCGUUGCGCCAUGAAAUAUUGGCGCAUGGCCCUGGUCCACGGCAUCCUUGAUGUCAAGCAAUUCAAAAGCUGUCAAUACGAGGUCGUCGUCCUCACCGUCUUCGUCUUCGUCGCCAGCUGCAUCAACCGCGAAACCGGCCACACGGGACCUGACCUUCUCUUUAUCGUCUUCGGACUCGGUAGGUGCGAUAUGUGAAGUGUCUGGAUGGGCUCCUGCUUCGGACAUUUUACGAUCAAAGACAGCCAAGCUCUUGAACAGUAGUUUGGUCCUAUCUGAAGAGCCCCGCGCCAAUACGGUUCGGUAGCGCUCAGUCAUGAUGACGACCACCAUAAUCAUCCGCUGAAACUCCAAAACUACAGGUGCAUUUUGAAGAAAUGGAAAAGCGCCGAUGUAGGAUACCAUUUGGAAAAUAACUGGCGAGGUGCCGAGAAUGUCUGGUAUUUCCAGGUACCGGGCGAUAGUGUCCUCUUUCAGGUAUUUGAUAGAGUCCUGUUGAUCCGCAAGGCUCUUGAAAACAUCUCUGAGUGAGUAUAAUUCAAGAGAGGUGAAACAUUUCUUCAUAA
Messenger RNA from Fusarium odoratissimum NRRL 54006, 2910 nucleotides. Its product is annotated as altered inheritance-mitochondria protein 31, mitochondrial. The transcript is spliced from 2 exons. Bases 284 to 877 code for a protein of 197 amino acids. Gene Ontology annotation, cellular component: mitochondrion. Lineage: Eukaryota; Fungi; Ascomycota; Sordariomycetes; Hypocreales; Nectriaceae. The record is from RefSeq and is a predicted model, not a curated record. Gene Ontology annotation, biological process: mitochondrial respirasome assembly.